Lytechinus variegatus (green sea urchin) is the source of this 2134-nucleotide messenger RNA. RefSeq names its product transmembrane protein 45B-like. The coding region runs from base 318 to 1427 and encodes 369 amino acids. The transcript is spliced from 3 exons. Lineage: Eukaryota; Metazoa; Echinodermata; Echinoidea; Temnopleuroida; Toxopneustidae. The record is from RefSeq and is a predicted model, not a curated record.
UCUCUAUAUGGGCAGAUCAGAAAAACUAGGAACUCCGGAAUUCCUACUGCUACUUGUACAUGUAGCCGUCUGUAUAAAACAGCAAAACACUAUUGAAUCAGUUUGAAGCUCCAACAAAGUGUAUUAUUGUAUUAUAUUUUUCGGUAGAUUGGUUAACAAUACAGUUAAGUUUGCAUUGGCCAGUGCCCUAUAUAGGACAUUAACAUUCACCUUGCCUUCGCUUUUCAUCGAGUAUACAUGAGUAUGUUUACUUUGAAAGAUCAUCUUUGGUGAGUGACUGGAAGCAUUUUGAUUGACGAAAUCAGAUAUGACCCAUCAUGGGAACUUUUCUUGGCCAUAUCCUCCCCGGAACUUUCUUCUUUAUCUAUGGGAUGCUGUAUGUUGUCAAAGAUGCCUUCAGUAGCAUUUCUCUUAAACGAGAUCGGGAGACGUCCCAGACGUCAUCAAAACCAUCCAAAACACCGGGUACCCCACGAGAAAACAACUGUGAAAAAGAGCGAUGUCUCGAUAACAAUUUUUCUCAGCCUCAGGGAAAUAAUGGACGUUCAAAUAACGGGUGGGAAAGUUUUGAUUUUCAGUCAGACGAAGAAGAAACCUGCCUCUUCUCUCGUGAGAAACACCGCCCUCUUUCUGCAGAUUCUGAAUACGAAUCGGGACCCGGGGAUCAAAGUCUUUGCAACCAUGGCAACAGUUCGCGUUCGGAUGAGCUCGAUGUUGACGAAGAAAAAAUGAAAGUGAAACAUGGGUGGGUGCGAGUUAAAGAAAGUUUAACGAACAUGUUGGUUAUUGAAGGUAUCUUAAAGAUUGCAUGCGCCACCUUCGGUGCUCUAGGUGAACUCUGGUGGGGAGGAUGGUAUAUUAUUAGCCCGAGAACAGGUAACUUCACCAACAUGAACAACUGGCAACACGCAACCAUGUUCAUGUACUUUGCCAUCAGCGGGGUUGCAGAUAUCGUCUUCCAAACAUGCCUCCGAUCGUCGUCACCAUCGGACCAGUCUAUCGAAAAGAUUUUUUUAUCGCUCGCCUUCUCGGUAGAGGGGGUUCUGUUUUUCUUCCACACCCACGGGCGCGAGGAAAUCGAUGUCCACAUCCACGCCCUUCUCGUGAUCCUGAUCUUCGUAUGCGCCGUGGGAGCUGGACUCGAGCCGUGGUCGUACAGCCCAGAGUCACCGGGCGUUAGGCGCCUAUGGGUCAUUGCUACUUGUGUUCAGGGUACCUGGUUUUGGCAGAUCGCGUUCGUUCUGUACAACCCAUGGGGAAACAAAAGCGACUUGAUACACGAAGAACGAGAUGAUGACGUAAUGGAGAAUAUGAUCAUGAUGAUGACGACGAUGUUCACGUGGCACCUAAUUGCUGAUCUUGCAUUGAUCUGCUUAGUUCAUUUCAUGGUUAUAUAUUUCUCAAGACUUAGAUGCUGCAGAAAUUAGAAAGGAGAUGUUUUAGCAGGGUUUCAGAUACAAGGUUGGAAUUGCAAUGACUGUUGACCAACCGUCUGUCUAAGAAAAAAAAUCAUCGAAAUAAUAGACAUUCUUUCCAGAAAUUAUACAAGUGCCCUUAAACUCUCCUUCAUUGUCUACAGCUGGGCCUUUAUCAAUUUGAUGUAUAUUACAAAGUAUGAUAUUUGUCUUUUAACCUAAGAUAAACAAAGAUAUCCUUUAAUUUAUUUAUUUAUUUAUAAAGUAUUUAUACAGGAUAAAAACAUCAGCUGAAUUGCUGUUUUACAUUAAUGUCCUGAUUUAACAAGGUUAAAAAAACACAUAAAGUUACAAUAUUAUGAUGCAAAUUACAUAUAAAUAUUUGAAACAGCAGUAUCCACACUCUGAUGACAAAGUGGCAAUUCAACACUCUAGGAACCUAACACAGUAAUGGCACCUUGAUUUAAGCACCCAAAGCGCCACAUCAGUACCCCAUCAUCCAGAGUGUAUGACACCAGAUAACUAUACACAGAGUUUGCAAGGUAUAUCAAUUAUUUAUAACUACUAAAAUAUGAUAAUGAAUAAGUAUGUUAUGACAUUUAAAAAAGUGGAAUUCAGUUCAAACUAGUAAAAUGACCACGAGAAGGUUAUCUGUUAUCACUACCCAAACCUUUCAAUUAUCAUAUGGAAUAGAGAUUCAAAUAAUAUAUUGUCACUAA